CCCCCCUCUCUUUUCUUUCUUUCUUUCUUUCUUUCUUUCUUUCCUCUCUGCUGCCGUGUCCAGUCUGGAUCAGAAUCGUGGCACCUUCAGCUGCAACAAAAAAAAAAACAACAACAAAAAGACCUUUAAUUACACAGGAAUCAAUAGCAACUGCAAAUAACCAGAAAGCAUCUUCCCUGAGCGUGGAGAAUAAGAGAGCGCGGCAGAGAGAGAGCGAGAGAAGGGAGGCUGGGAGUGUGGGCACAGGGGCUGGGGAAUUCGGACCCCCACUCACUGCUGGCUGGCUGGCUGGCGCUUCCUGCAGAGGUUAAGGAGGGAGGAAGGGCGGGCGGGAGGGGGGUGGUGGUGGGGCGGGGGAAGAGGAGAGACUUCGCAUUUUCUCCGCCCUGGCUCUAGCCGGCUCGGUGGUCUCGGUUGUGUCCGAGGGAGGCUCUUUUCUCGGCGGCCAGAGAGAACGGCAGCGCACAAGGUUGGCGAUGGAAGAUCAGUCCCGGCUGCGGCAUCCCCACGCCGGGGUCAGUAUCCCGGGGCUGCCCCAGCACCUGCAGCAAGACAGCGGGGGCGAGGCCGAGGGCAGGAAGCAGGACAUUGGAGACAUCUUACAGCAAAUAAUGACCAUCACAGAUCAGAGCCUGGACGAAGCACAGGCGCGGAAACAUGCUUUGAACUGCCACAGGAUGAAGCCUGCACUCUUCAACGUGCUUUGUGAGAUUAAGGAGAAAACAGAGAAAGAUGGUGCACCCCUCCAGAGAGAGAACUAGCAAGCCACGAGGCAACGGCGUGUAAAGAGUUUGAGAAGAGCGCUGGCCGGCUGCUAUCAGUAGCAGAGCCUGGUGGGCAGUCAGACUUUGGACUGUGGAGAGGUGGACAUUUUAUUGUGUGUCUAGGGGAGGCUGCGGAUGGAGUUGCAAUGGGCCUUGAAGUGGCAGAGGAGAGUUGAUGGAAGGGUUGAUCUCCCUGUACACCUGGAAGAUCAAGGCCAGAUUAUAAUAGGAGUGAGCACAU
Amblyraja radiata (thorny skate) is the source of this 1005-nucleotide messenger RNA. RefSeq names its product pre-B-cell leukemia transcription factor 1-like. The record is from RefSeq and is a predicted model, not a curated record. The coding region runs from base 477 to 761 and encodes 94 amino acids. Gene Ontology annotation, cellular component: nucleus. Lineage: Eukaryota; Metazoa; Chordata; Chondrichthyes; Rajiformes; Rajidae. The transcript is spliced from 4 exons. Gene Ontology annotation, molecular function: DNA-binding transcription factor activity.